Molecule: messenger RNA, 4029 nt
Organism: Hemicordylus capensis (graceful crag lizard)
Lineage: Eukaryota; Metazoa; Chordata; Lepidosauria; Squamata; Cordylidae
Gene: LRRFIP2
Product: LRR binding FLII interacting protein 2
Exons: 28
Coding region: 618-2816 (732 amino acids)
Biological process (GO): regulation of DNA-templated transcription
Source: RefSeq, a predicted model, not a curated record
GGGGACGGGGAGAGAGAGACACAGAGUCAGUCAGGGCUCGGAGAGUGAACUGUCGCCUGGGCGUAGGCACGGCGCCGCCUGUCCGUUCUUGCCGGCUGAGCUGGCCAGAGAAGUGGGAUGUGUUUGCCGCCGUGGCUGCUGGAGCCGGGCACGUCCAUUACUAGGGCAUGGCCUCGUUGGGCCCCGGCCCUGCCCGGGUGCCUAGAAGCGACUUUUACUCCAAGGGCUGCCUUUAGUAUGGCUUGCAGUCUGACUAGCUGUGACUUCAGGAUGUUUACUCAGACGUCCCGCCAAGUUCAACGGGCUUUGUGUUAGGAGUGCAGCCUGGAUUUGGCUCUCAGAUGAAUGCAGUGGGUGGCUCAGGCUGCCCUCUGUGCAUGGAAAUGCAAAUAGGCAGCCUCACUGCUGGUGCAGGGCGGGUGGGGGGUGAUAAGAGAAAAGCUCUUAAGUAGAGCAGCGCACUCAUGGAGGGGAGUGAAGGAUGUGAUGGGGGAGAGCUCAGGGUCCUUUGUGUGACACAUGUUGGAAUUAUUGGUUUCAGAGUUGAAACUAGUUCUAAUCUGUGUGCUUGGAUUUAACGUUGUCUUCCAAGAAAAUUACGGAAAAGAUAUUUAAACAUGGGGACUCCGGGGUCGGGAAGGAAAAGAACUCCAGUGAAAGACAGAUUUUCUGCAGAAGAUGAAGCUCUGAGUCAUAUUGCCAGAGAGGCUGAAGCACGGCUUGCAGCCAAACGUGCUGCUCGAGCAGAAGCAAGGGAUAUACGCAUGAGAGAACUGGAACGUCAACAGAAGGAGCUUUCUCAACGUUCUUAUGAUAGAAAAUGGGGACAUAUCCAGAAGUGGAUGGAAGAUUCAGAGAAGGCUAAGUAUUCACACCAGUCCAACCGACGGCCAUAUUAUCUGGGAGCAGAAGAUGUAUCUACCCGAAGUACUGGUAGUCACAGGAGCUCUUCUUUGGAUGUCAGUGGGUCUCACCGGAGUAGAGCAAGUACCUCCAGGAGGAGAGAUCUUGUGAGCCAUGCUUAUAGUGAUUCUCAUGGUGGGAAGAAGCCUUCUCUCUCACAUAAAGAUCUGUUGAGUGGAUUUUACCAUGACCGAAGAAAUUACAGCAGUCUUAGGCAUAGCAAGCCACUUUCCACCUACCAACCUCGGUCAUCUUCUCUGUACAGUGAUCCUUUGGCAACAACUAAAAGUUACAGGGUGUCUCCAGAUGUAAACACUGGUUUGAUAAGAAGUGCCAGUUUGGCAUCAUUAUAUGAUAAUGGAUUGUAUAACUCAUAUAGUUAUCGUACUCCUUCUGAAUACAGUUCUUAUUCUUCAAGAGCAAGUUCAGCACGAAGUAGUCCCGUGUUUACAGAUGAUGAAGCAGGGAGCAUUGCAUCCUCUGACCGUGCCGUUCGAGGCCGGAGGGAUAGUGUGUCAACAGACUUUUCUGAUCAUAGUGAAACUGCAGCUGAUUAUUUUAGCCGCUCUAAUCGUAGGGGAAGCAUUGUUUCUGACUUGGAUGAUCUCAGCAUUCCAGACAUGAACAGUCUAGAAGAGAAGAGUGACAAGCCAUAUUCUGACUUCUACACAAGGCCAGCAUCGCGCAAUUCAGCAACUCCUUUGAGUGGAAAUUCAUCUAGACGAGGAAGUGGAGACACUAGCAGUUUGGUGGAUCCUGAUGCUUCUUUAAGUGAAUUGCGGGAUAUCUAUGAUCUUAAGGACCAGAUACAAGAUGUAGAGGGGAGAUACAUGCAGGGACUUAAAGAACUAAAGGAUUCACUUGCUGAAGUUGAAGAGAAAUAUAAGAAAGCAAUGGUUUCUAAUGCCCAGCUGGACAAUGAGAAAAACAAUUUGAUCUAUCAAGUGGAUACUCUAAAAGAUGUUGUUGAAGAAAGAGAAGAGCAGUUAGCAGAAUACUACAGGGAAAAUGAAGAUAAGACAAAGGAACUGGAAAGGCAGAAACACAUGUGCACUGUUCUGCAGCAUAAGAUGGAUGAACUUAAAGAGGGCCUUCGCCAAAGAGAUGAACUAAUAGAGGAGAACCAACACAUGCAGCAGAAAAUAGAAUCUAUAACCAAAGAGGUGUUUGACCUCCAGGAGACAGUUAAUUGGAAAGAUAAAAAAAUUGGGGCCCUAGAGAGACAGAAAGAAUACUUUGACUGCAUUAGGAUUGAACGAGAUGAGCUUAGAGAUGAGCUGGCUGACCUCAAGGAAACAAUGAAGACAGGAGAGAAACAUGGAUUAGUUAUAAUCCCAGAUGGCACUCCAAAUGGUGAUAUCAACCAUGAACCAGUAGUUGGUGCAAUAACUGUUGUAUCACAAGAAGCUGCUCAGGUCUUGGAAUCAGCAGGGGAAGGACCACUAGAUGUUAGGCUACGCAAGCUCGCAGGAGAAAAGGACGAGUUGUUAUCGCAGAUUAAAAAAUUGAAAUUACAGUUAGAAGAGGAACGACAAAAGUCCUCUAGAAAUGACGGCACAAGUACUGAUUUAACAGGAUUGGAAAAUGGUUCUGAUUUGCAGUUAAUUGAAAUGCAGAGAGAUAGCAACAGACAAAUAAGUGAAUUCAAAUUUAAACUUUCAAAAGCUGAACAAGAUAUAACAACCCUGGAACAAAAUGUUGUAAGACUUGAAGGACAGGUGAUAAGAUACAAAACUGCUGCAGAGAAUGCAGAAAAAGUAGAAGAUGAACUUAAAGCAGAAAAGAGGAAACUACAGCGAGAGUUAAGAACAGCACUGGACAGGAUAGAAGAGAUGGAGAUGACCAACAGCCACCUAGUAAAACGCUUGGAGAAAAUGAAAGCAAACAGAACUGCACUUCUGUCUCAACAGUAGAAAGGAAAUUCAAAACAUCAUGCACUGCUCCUUGAAAUAACUUGCCCUCCGCUUGUUUUAAUACAGACUUUCUUUGGCACAAACUUUGAACACUGAACUGUUCAACAGAUUUUAGUUUCAUAAUUAAGUGGCAAAUAUUUUGCAACUUGAAAGAAUGAAAAAAUAAUUUUGAGUUUCUAUGCGGAUGAACUUUUAGUAGCUUAAUUCUAGUCUGAUGGAGCCCAAUACUGUAUAAUUGACUUACAGCUAUAAACUAUUUUCACAAUGGUGAAAUCAAGUUUAUUCCUUGAACUAUUUUCAACUGCUUUAAUAAUGCUUGGUGCUUGGAGACAACUGCAUGAAUUCGAGGAUGCUGCAUUACAAACUAACCUAUUCUGUGCUCAAGACAUCACAUGGCACAAGUGCCUUCUAUAUGGUGCAAUGUAAACUUCAGUGAUUAGAUUUAAAAUAACCUUUGGAAUCAGAUAACAUUUAUUUUAAAAUGUAUUUUGGGGGUCUGUUUGCUAAACUUUAUACAUUUUUGAUGGAACACUUUUGUAAAAUAUUUAAAUUUAUAUAAGAUGACUGUAUAAAAUUUGCUUUAUUGCAUGGGUGAUGCACAUCUGAGUUUUAGACUUCCAAAAGUACUAUCCCCAACUGCUCUUAAUGUAAGAGUAGGGCCUAUAAGAUGUUUUGUUGUACAUUGUAAAACCUGGUGUGUUAGCUGCUGCUUAUGUGUGGCGUGGAACAUUGGGUGGGAGAAAUGGGGCAGGAAGUAUUAUUAAAUGGACACUUUACUUACCAAAACUGGUUGUGUGUGGGUAUGUGUUGUCUACAUUAACAUUAUUUCCUAUGCAUUAAGUUUUAAUAGCAAUAGCACAGUUUUACAUUGGUAUCACAAGUCACAAUACUCCACGUGAAGCAGUAGCAUUCUGUCAGUGUUUGAAAUACCAGAUACAGCACUUGUUAAUACUGCAGCUGAAGUGGAUAUAGUUUUUUCAUAAUCUCAAACUAUUAAUUUGCAAUUGUAAUCUUGCCAACUGUAUGAGUUCUAUGUAUGUGUGUUUUUAUCAUGGUCUUGGCAAGUUUCUUGGAUAAGUUACUCUGUAGAUCUGCUGUAUUUGUGGGGUUAAAAUGAACAGCCUAUCAAGAGCUAGAUUGGAUGCAAUUACUAAAGCAGAACCUUGCACAAUUGUUCUCUACCUUUUCUCUAUUGAACUUUGAUGGAAAUCAA